Messenger RNA from Cynara cardunculus var. scolymus (artichoke), 1419 nucleotides. Its product is annotated as ATP-dependent helicase rhp16-like. The transcript is spliced from 5 exons. Gene Ontology annotation, molecular function: metal ion binding. The record is from RefSeq and is a predicted model, not a curated record. Lineage: Eukaryota; Viridiplantae; Streptophyta; Magnoliopsida; Asterales; Asteraceae. The annotation marks the transcript as partial.
UUUAUUUUAGACGUUGGCUAUUUCUCGAUUUACGGUAUUCCAACUUAUGUUAAACAUGUUGCUCAUAUUGGUUGGGAUGGAUCCUCAGGCAGUGCUCCUUCUUGGGCUGUUGAUCAUCCUUAUCUUGUGGUGUAUUCCAAAUCUGCUAUUGAAAGAAGGGCAGGCGAUGCCGGAUCUACUGAUGAACAAGUUUGUGGUUUAUGUCAUGAUGUAGCAGAAGACCCUGUGGUCACAUCAUGUGGGCAUCUCUUCUGUAAGCCAUGUCUGAUUGAAUUUUCAGCUAGCUAUGGUCAACCUGCAUGCCCUUCAUGUUCGAAACCACUUACGGUGGACUUCAGUUCAAACAAGGAUCAAGAAGAUCAGAAGCCUAAAAUGAGCGUGAAAGGAUUUAUUUCAUCAAGUAUUAUCAACAGAAUCCGUCUUGAAGAUUUCCAGACAAGCACCAAAAUUGACGCUCUGAAGGAAGAAAUCAGAUUCAUGGUCGAAAGGGAUGGUUCUGCUAAAGGAAUUGUAUUCAGCCAGUUCACAUCAUUUCUGGAUUUUAUAAGCUAUUCUUUGCAGAAGUGUGGCGUGAAAUGUGUUCAGUUAGAUGGAUCCAUGAGCAUGGCUGCCAGAGCAGCUGCAAUUACCAGAUUCACGGAGGUGUUGCUUUAAAUCUUACAGUUGCCUCACAUGUAAGAACAACUUUUCAAGACCGUAUUAUACUCUCGGCUCACGCAAUCCACGGAAACAAGUGGGCAUCGAUUGCACGGCUCUUGCCAGGAAGAACCGAUAACGCUAUUAAGAACCACUGGAAUUCAACCGACGAAGCACGCCGUCGGUACCCGGCCAUCAAAGACGGAGCUGAACACGCAAUCUUGAAGGUUAAUUUUACUUAAAAAAUGAAUUUCUGUUAUCUUCUUUCCUUACGUUGCGACAUUUCUGCUCGAUUGAUUUCAUUUUUGCACCACUUUCGUUGAUCCGCGUAUGGCCGGAAGUGGGUUUUCAUUUGUAAGUCCUUUGAUCUCUGAUGCUGACAGCUUAGUCUGUGAAUCGUAUCUAUAUUGCUCAUUUUAGUUGCUUAAUUGUAUUACUUCCUAUUAUUUAUGUCAAUGUUUUCAGUAGUAAGUCCUUUGAUCUCUGAUGCUGCCAGCAUAGUCUGUGAAUCGUAUCUAUAUUGCUCAUUUUAGUUGCUUAAUUGUAUUACUUCCUAUUAUUUCUGUCGAGAUAGAGUAUAUGGAAACAUGUCACUGUUCAUGAUACAACAGAAACUUAACAUUGUGAUUGUGCUUACUAGCUUUUUUUUGUUUGAUAUCCUAUUUAACUAAUCAAUUCAUAAGUGUUGUCUUAGAAUGUCUUUCUAAUUUCUAGCUCAUGGCAUGCUCAAUCCCAAACACCACCAUAAUAUAACUUCAACAUUGGACUAAUAAAAUGCUUUAA